AUGGAAGAAACCUCUAGCAGUAGUCAGUCCAGUACGCAGAAACAACUGACAUCUCACUCAACACACUCACAACGGUCUGUCACCAGUCCAUCAUGGUGGACCCGAAUGAGCUUGGACAACUGGGUAUGGGAGUUGUCAGCAGCACUGCUGUGCAUCUGCAUCCUUGCUGCCAUUGCUGCCAUUCUGUUUGUAUACGACAACCGCCCUAUUCCAGAUUUACCAGAUGGAUUGACAAUCAACGCAAUAGUUUCCCUUCUGGCAGGCUUUGCAAAUGCUGCACUUCUGGCAGUACUGGCAUCUGCCUUGCGCCAGGAAAAGUGGCUGUGGUUCAUUGGAAAGCCGCGACCACUCAACACUGUCGACGCUUUCGAGGAGGCCAGCCGCGGGCCUUACGGCUCACUUCUCCUCAUCCUAAGUCGUCGGGGUAGUUAUCGAGCACUGGUCGCCGCAUUGGUCACCGUCCUGGCUCUCGGGUUCGAACCCUUUCUGCAACAAGUCUUGAACACUGUUGUUCGCGACAACCCUGUCCCCUCCCAACCUGCCUCGAUCCGUACCCCGACUUCAUACAACGAAUCAGUGAGUGGAAACCUGGGCGGUUCAGGCCUGUCACUGAACGCUUUGAUCGGAGCAUUUGGAGGGGCAGCAGGUGCAAUCCCGAAUCCCAUCUGCCCAAGUGGAAAUUGCACAUGGCCAGUGUACAACACCCUUGCAAUGUGCACCAUGUGUACAGACAUGACGAGCCACGUGAAAGUUGAGGGAGACCCGUACAACAUCAACUUGACCUCGCACUUUGAGAAGUUCUCUCAAAGUAAUCAGUCGUCGUCCUCCACCACUUGGUCGCCAACCUAUUCCUUCCCACACGGCAAUCCCGUCAACGUCUCCGUAAAUCUUGACCUGUCAUCCUCGGGUAUGGUGGAGUGGUUCGUUACCUACCCUCGCCGCGUGGUGUGGCCCCUGAAUAUUGACCCAGCCCCGGACAGCCACUGGGGCAAGAGCUGGGACAACAAAUCAUAUGCUGGUAUCUCUUCUCCUCUGUUUGCCAUGGGCUAUCUCGACAUUAACACGACCUCCUCUUUCGACGGACUGGUAGUCCAAGCCGCCACGGAAUGUGCGUUUACACCCUGUGUGCGGACUAUGGACACCGUCGUUCGCUCCGGCACGACCAUCUCCAACGCAACAGCUACAGACUACGGCACCGUCAUCAUCAAUCAGAAUCAACCGGAUGGUCGCAUUUUGACAGGCUGGAACGCAGAAGUGAAUGGCACGAAUUACUUCGCCUACGAUGCCGGCAACGACGAUGCUCAAGGUCGAGCGUACUUGCUCAUCCAAGCCCUGCGAAUAGCGCUCGAGGGAAAUACCACUUACAGUUACGGGGGAUACUGGUACUCGGACCCCUCUGAGCAAGGAGACACGUUCAAUUUCUCUUCGACCAGCUUCGACCAAGUCGCCGGGCCUUGGAGCUCUGCGGGCCAGCAGGCGAUCGACGGCAACGGGAAUUUCAGCGACGUCGUGAACAGCGUCGGGCAGGCACUGACGGGCCGUUUCCAGCAGCUUCAAGACACCGUGGCCAUCGGCACGACUCUUCACAGCGAGGCGGUGAUCGUAGUCCGCUGGGAAUGGAUCAGCUAUCCCUUGGCCCUCGUCGUGCUCGGACUCGCGGGGCUGUUCCUGACCAUGUUCUCCACGCGUCGCAACCACAUGGCGGUCUGGAAGGAGUCGACACUCCCUCUCCUCUUUCGCUACACCGCGCCCGUCGAGUUACAACAAGCGGCCCACAGUACCAGUACUCCAGGAGGACUGGGGCGACCUAGCACGACGUUCUCGUUUUCAAACACCAUCCCCUGCGGCGGCCCGGAUCCGAACAAGGUCAGCUCGAUCGUCACCCAGGCCUCAGAGGAGCAAGUGCAGCUGCGGCGCCGUGAUUCGUCCUGGAUUCUGGACUCGGAUCCCCAGCCGCCGGCAGACAGCAAGGACAGUUUGUCGCUCCAGAGGAUCUGGCAUCGAGUAUAG
Molecule: messenger RNA, 2010 nt
Organism: Fonsecaea multimorphosa CBS 102226
Lineage: Eukaryota; Fungi; Ascomycota; Eurotiomycetes; Chaetothyriales; Herpotrichiellaceae
Exons: 2
Coding region: 1-2010 (669 amino acids)
Source: RefSeq, a predicted model, not a curated record